This is a messenger RNA of Amoebophrya sp. A25, 4956 nucleotides long. NCBI's taxonomy places the organism in Eukaryota, Dinophyceae, Syndiniales, Amoebophryaceae. The record is from the annotation of a GenBank genome assembly.
AUGAGAGUUGUUGCUUCAGGAGCAGAAGUAGCUGAGGGAGCUUCGUCGUCCCGUGCAGGUUCACGCAGGAACGUCCUCGACGGUGUCAACUUUCACACAUAUCUCGAAAGUUUCCUAGACCUCAUUCACUUUGCGUAUUUGAAUGCGGUCCCAUUCUCAUGCCGUGAGCUGCAAUGCUUGCGGAAGCUCUUCCAGACUGACGGAAACUUCGAGCCUAAAGUUUGGGUAGCGGAGUUUUUUUCGUCACUGCAGACAGAUACGGCGAUACCUCUAAGUGAUUUGCACAUGGUUCGGCACAAUUGCGAAACCUUCUGCCACGUUUGUAACCUAAAUUUGGGCGUUGUUCAUCCGCUUUGGCGAGACCGAGUCUGGAAGCAUCAUCUUGGCACUGCAAUGCACACACUUGCCCUGCAGCACAUAUCGUGGAUGACCGGUGAGCCUUUUAUGGUGGAUCGAUUAGUAGAUCUGGAUCGACGUCAUGUCUAUGUCUAGUAGAUCUAGAUCGAGAUCGACGUGUCUACCUAAUAGAGCAGCCUUUUUGUCGCCUCUUGUUUUAGAUUUAUGCGUCUCACUGUGAAUAAGAUGCUGUGCUUUGAUGUGCUUGUGUCCAUAGUAUGAACAUGGCUACAAAGAUCAGUCGUCUUGUAGUUUUUUUUCAUGUGAAGCCCCAGCAUCGAUGAGGUCAAGCAGAUGGCAAAAUCUGUGGAUCGACUCCCUCCGAAGGAAACAGUUCCCCAAUUUUGGUGCGAUCGUUGUGCCGAGACGGAAGACCAGGCGGCUGAAAUAUUCGGGUAUAAGCAGAAAAGCCAAGAAGAUGAGGAAAAGAGCAGCGAAGGGCCAGCACUACCAACCUCAGGCACAGGAUCGGGCGUCCUCACGUCGAGGUCGACAGAUCUAGUACUUUUAUUUGCCUGCUUACGACUACCGACUACGAUUAGCACUUUUUUGAUUUGGUUGAUAAAGUUGUAAGUCCUUCUUAGAAACAAAGCACAUGAAAAGAGCGUCGUGAAGUUGAUACCGAAAGUUCAGCUAUGUAUGUUUCUUUUUCUUCCUUUGAUCUCGUCGUCAUCUCGAAUACACGACAGCACCUUGCCCAAUAUCCAAACUCAUCAGGUACAACAACCAGCGCCCGUUCUUGACGAAAAGCUGCAGAUCUAUCACUAUGGUGCUUAUAGAGGGGACUUAGUUCAAGACAAACGAAAACUUUUCGGAGAAUUUCCGGACGUGCUAUCACCAGGCCAAUACUUAUGAUGGACAAGGCUAAAAAAUUGUCGAAAGUAGGAAAGUAGAGCCGCUAUCUAGAAAGUGUUAGACAGGAACCAGGCUCAAUUAUUGCCCUCAUUCGAUAUAAUUGCAGCUUCCCGCUGAGUCUGCGUCAGUAAUAAUUCUUCUUGUGGUCAACAGGAUCUUCACCUUGAGUCUGCAACUCGAAUUCCUUCUGUGAUCAUGAUCUUCAGCUUCAUUUUGUGUGGACGAAAUUGUUGCAAAAUCGCCAACGGUGCAGCAUAAGACGAAACUCUGCGAGCAUCGUGAAGUGUUGGCGGAGGCCCCUCCCUGGAGUGUCGCUGGUGUGUACGUGCGCAGCAUUCUUGUUUUAAGGCUCACCCUAAUCCAUCCUCGGAAGCAUCUUGGGCGCGUUUUCAAGGGAGAAGGGGGCUCAAGGCGCGCCUCAGGAUGGACACGGGUGGGCUCUAAUUGUUCCAAAGAUUCGGGCACUGAGCCAACCAGGCGCGAACCGUGACACGCUCUCCACCUCGCUCUACGUUGGUUGUUUCGAGAUCAGUGUCGACGAAGAGCAGCAGCUGUUGGAUCUUCAGCGUAGUGCAUCCGAGAAGCACAAACAUGCAAAGGAGGGCAACGGGUUUGGUGCCUCGACGUCUUCCACCAGUAGAGACGCAGCAGCAUCAACUGCAGAAGGCGAAGAUGAGCUAGCCACCCUCCGUGACAGGCUCAAGGACAUCCGAGACAAUAUGAUGUAUGGCGCUUCAUCUCGAGAACUUCAGUCCUCGUGACUUUCUUCGAAAUUUGAAGGGGUUGUAGAACAAGGCGCGAACCAACAGAGUGGCUUUGUACUUUGUAUAACACUAAGACCCGUAGCUAAAUUUUUUUAGCUUUCAUAGUUAAUAGUCGUGUCUAAUUCCACCAAAUAAAAGACGAGUCCGCAUGGCUUUGGCGCGAGCCAUCGCAUGCAUGGAUUAACGAGUUUGGUUACGCCGACAGUCCUCGAAGGCUGCGAGAGCGCCUCCUAGCUCCCCUCUGGUUUGAGAAGCAAGAGCUGUGGGUGGAUGCUGCAGGGGGUAGCGGGCAGGGCCAGGACAAUUGGUAAGGCGCUCGAUAAAGACAACUAGAGCUAUACACUUUUCGCAACUACUAGAAAUAUAGCUAUACACUUUUCAUCUAGUUAGUUUGUUUUAACAGGAGCUCCUGUUUUUUAAGGCGAUACAAACAUAGUAGAACUAGAGGCGCUAAUCUUGGAAUUGGUACGAGGACGACGGAAACAGAUUGCGGUCGCCGUUCUAUUGUCCGCUCACGCAGUCUUUGGGCAACUGCGACUACGAUCAAUGGAGCAUCUUUACGGCCCUAAGCAUUCUUUCACCUGAAAAAUUUCCCUUCUGCUCUGGUUUCCAUCAUCAUUAUUUUUUUACAUGAUAUUGAAAUUGAUGUUGAUCGAUAACUAUCAUCAGAGCCGUCUCCCUUCUCUUUUUACGAUUCACUGCAUCGCCUUCCACGAUUUUCCUUGUCCACGCCUUCCACAACUUCGGAAAUCACUAUGUAUGAGAAGAGGGAGCCCGCGUUGUCUCUGUCUGCCGAGUCGAUUAUAGUGGUCGAUCAUGAUCUUGAUCUUGCUUUGAAUAUUAGCUCUAAGAUUUCUGCCGACUUCCUCCAGGCGAAGCUGAGCUAUCUGGCACUUUACGGAAAUUGGCGCCUAAGCGAGGCACAGCGGCCCGUGCCAUCCAGGAGAAUAUCGGGGGAGGAGAAUCGGCACAAGCAGUUCUUUGCUGACAAUUACAUCCUCGAUUUUCACUUCUCGACUGUGUAUCGGCCAAAGUCUGUCAAGCUGUUCGACUGCGGAUGGGAAGUACUAUAAGUAUAUAUCGGAAAGUGAUCGUCUACUUCGCAUAGAAGUCGUACUAUCUUGCAUGAAUAAGAUCAACAUCAAGAGACUUCCUCUGUCGUUACUUGAAAAUGGAUUGCUUUCUCAAGCGGAGGCAGAUGAGAGCAGAUCGAUUUUUUUCAUGUUUUCUACCAUCACCUCAAUCUUCAAUUACAGAUGGAGCGGCCAGGAGUUGCAGCAGUAGCCUCAAACGCGAAGGGGCCCCCUAUGAGAGCCCCCACGACUGGUUCAACAACCGAGAAUGCGGAUCGCAAGCUGACUGAGCAUCUUGCUUCGACGAACGCGCCCACUGCUGCUGCUGCUGGUGUGUCGCCUGAUGCUACUCCUCGUCGGAGCAAGGUUGGAUGCGAACAAAGUGGCGCGUCAAAGUCAUUGCUCGGCGCGACAUCAAUUGUUGCUCCGGCACCUGCGGGCACGGCGGGCAACGCGGAAGACGCGACUGCGACGCACCAGCCACGACUCGGUAAUGCGGCAAAUACACCAUCUCAGGCAGGCACGUCAGCGACUGAAGAAGUGCCGUAUCCACCGCACGAGGAGAGUCGACUAUUCACAGACGGCAACAUCGACGCAAAUACCCCGUUUAUCGUGUUGCGGGUGUUUACAAAAGCGCACGAUGUGCGAAGUGUGUCUGUUGCCACUCUAAUAGAGGACGCGAUCAUUGGGCCUGCUUAUUUGCGGCAUGACCGCGAUGAGCCGCGGUCUCCAAGAAAGAGAAGAAGAAGCUCCCAGCAGCGAGGUCGUGGAGGGAGUUCAUCAUCCUCGUCGCGAAAGAAUGACUGGGGCAAAGAUUGGAACGGCUUCAAUAGGAGGAGUACCCAUAACGCAACUCGUUCCGCUCGUGCUACUAGUAAUACCGAGCUGGGGACGCGCGAAGACUUCCACAACUGGAAGAGCUUUGACAAUCAUAAGGCGAAAAUCGCUGAAGCGGCAAAUGCAGUCACCGGUGGCGACGCUACGGCUGGCAUUUGGGCUGAAGAUGAUGAGGACGAGAGUGAGGCUGAAAAUUCGCUCCCAAGUAUCUUUUUUCGACGCUGCACGCCCAUACCGAAAGCAGCGAGGCACUCAAUGAAUGCGUCCCGACACCUAAAGCGGAGCUCUGCAGCGCCGGCCUUCUCCGCCCAGGACCUUCUCCGCGUUGCCUGUCCAUCCAGCUUCAACGAAGCGUCCCAUUAUGUUGAGGAACGAUAAAGCCACUUACUUAAAUAAAGGAAUUAAGCACUGUUGAAACAACAAUAAUCAAUCUUGAUUCAAAGUAGACGUGCAGAGUUGUCGUCUUUGUCGAGGACUUGCCACCACGUGAUCAUGACGUUUAGCCCCAUGCCCCGUGUUUUUGUGCGUCAUACUUUUUAUCUAGCAAUAAGUUGCCAUCUUCAUCAUUCUCGACCUUUUUUCUAGUUCUCUUUCAUACAGCCCAGCACAUGCGAGACGCGUACGAAUACCGAUCGCUCGUGAUACCCUUGAACGCCGCUAAUCCUGAUAUGAUUCCGUGGUGGUUUAUUUUAAAUGGUCAUAUAUCCGGUCAGCAGGAGCAGGACCACGACGAGACGAGGCAGGAGCAACAGCGAGGCGUAGCCUGGAUUCCAGGAGAGAACCUGCCUCCUGUGCCAAAUCCUGACCAUGAGGGAAGUGUCAGCUUGGUGACUGGCUGCGCUGAGGUGCAGACUGGGCAUGCGCGCCGACGCGCUGCGGCUUCAUAUUUUCGCGCUGGGUACGUCACGGAGAUCUUUUUCGACCUUGAUGGAGAGCAGGAGCUACGUCCACCACGCAGCAGAUUCACCGUUCAGGACUACUGCUUACAGGCGUUCGACGGCAUGCUUCCGAGCGACACAAAGACGAAGGAC